Molecule: messenger RNA, 353 nt
Organism: Phacochoerus africanus (Common warthog)
Lineage: Eukaryota; Metazoa; Chordata; Mammalia; Artiodactyla; Suidae
Product: cysteine-rich protein 1-like
Exons: 1
Coding region: 50-283 (77 amino acids)
Biological process (GO): intrinsic apoptotic signaling pathway in response to DNA damage; regulation of gene expression
Molecular function (GO): zinc ion binding
Source: RefSeq, a predicted model, not a curated record
CGGUGCUCGUCUGUUCCCACCCCGCCACCCAUCCCGGACCAGUGCCAUCAUGCCCAAGUGCCCCAAGUGCAACAAGGAGAUGUACUUUGCUGCGUGGGUGACCUCCCUGGGAAAGGACUGGCACUGGCCUUGCCUGAAGUGUGAGAAAUGUAGAAAGACACCGACCUCAGGGGGCCAUGCUGAGCAUAAGGGCAAGGCCUACUGCAACCACCCCUGCUAUGCUGCCAUGUUCGGACCUAAAGGCUUUGGACAUGGUGGAGCUGAGAGUCACACCCUCAAGUAAACCCAGGUUUUGGAGACCUCAUCCCUGGCUGCCCACCAGGCCACUGCCUGUCUAGGCUGAUGGCAGGCCU